AUGGCGGGGCUGGAGCUGGUGUCGGACGCGGGGUUCCGGGCGGACGGGCGGCGGCCGGACGAGCUGCGCAAGGUGCGGGCUCGGCUCGGGGUGCUGGCCCGGGCCGACGGCUCGGCCUACCUGGAGCAGGGCAACACCAAAGUGCUGGCGGCCGUGUACGGCCCGCACGAGGUCCGGGGGUCCCGGGCCAAGGCCCCCCCGGACCGGGCGCUGCUCAGCGUCCGCUGCAGCUCGGCCCCGUUCGCGGGGGGCGGCGAGCGGCGCCGGCGGCCGGCGCAGGGCGGGACGGACCGGAGAUCGGGGGAGCGAGCGCUGCUGCUGCGGGGCGUGCUGGAGGGAGCCGUGCUCAGCCAGCUCUAUCCCCGCUCGCAGAUCGACGUGCACGUACAGGUUCUCCAGGCGGACGGCGGUGAGCUGGGUGCCAGUGUCAGCGCAGCAGGACUGGCGCUCCUGGACGCGGGCGUGGCGCUGCGCGGGGCCGUGGUGGCCGGGUCGGCCGGGCUGGCCGAGCCCCCGGCCGGGCCCCCGGUGGCCCUGAGCGACCUGAGCGCGGCCGAGGAGGCGGCCGGGGGCCCGCGGCUGGCCGUGGCCACGGUGGCGGGCAGCGGGCAGCUGGCCCUGUGCCAGCUCAGCGCCCGCCUGCACCAGGAGCGGCUGCGGCCCGUGCUGGACGCCGCCCAGGCCGCCUGCCGGGGGCUGCACGCCGUGCUGGACGGCGUGGUGAGGGCCAGGCUGCGCCAGGACACCGCCAUGGAGCGCUGA
This is a messenger RNA of Melozone crissalis (California towhee), 762 nucleotides long. It is a transcript of the gene EXOSC4, whose product is annotated as exosome component 4. The record is from RefSeq and is a predicted model, not a curated record. The coding region runs from base 1 to 762 and encodes 253 amino acids. Lineage: Eukaryota; Metazoa; Chordata; Aves; Passeriformes; Passerellidae. The transcript is spliced from 3 exons. Gene Ontology annotation, biological process: poly(A)-dependent snoRNA 3'-end processing; U4 snRNA 3'-end processing; rRNA catabolic process. Gene Ontology annotation, cellular component: cytoplasmic exosome (RNase complex); nucleolus; nuclear exosome (RNase complex).